Physella acuta is the source of this 4207-nucleotide messenger RNA. RefSeq names its product zinc finger protein 271. Gene Ontology annotation, molecular function: DNA-binding transcription repressor activity, RNA polymerase II-specific; RNA polymerase II cis-regulatory region sequence-specific DNA binding. Gene Ontology annotation, biological process: regulation of transcription by RNA polymerase II. The record is from RefSeq and is a predicted model, not a curated record. NCBI's taxonomy places the organism in Eukaryota, Metazoa, Mollusca, Gastropoda, Physidae. Gene Ontology annotation, cellular component: nucleoplasm.
UAUGGCUACUUGAACAGGUCAUAAUUCUAGGCGGGUUAAUUUUAUGGCGUCACGCUAGUUUAAGCAUAAAGCUUAUGUUACCUACAUGCCCACAUAGAUCUAGUACCUCUAAUUUACUUGCGUUUUUGUGAGUUGGAUAUUUAACAGAUUUUCUCCACUGUGAAAUCUAAAAAGAACAUACUGUACUUACCUACUUCUGCAAACAUACUAAGCUGAAAAUGGAUGAAACUAACUGCCUAAGCUCAUGGCAUUCUUUUUAUAGCACAUUCCAAAACUCAAAAAUUUACUUCUCUCAAGAUGGAACUGGAAAUGAAAUAGCUUUAAGGAAUGCAGGGACGUCAUUACUAUUUGAUACUGGUGGAGACUUUGCUAAAGAGCUAUUUAAGAACUGUGGGCUAUUAGGAGGUGACAUUGUUAAAUUAAACUACAUACUUUGGAAGCUGGAAGAGGCAUCACUUCCAAAAGUUAUUGUUAUGUAUGAGCGAUACAAGUCAGCUGAGCGGUCAUUUGACAUAAUGAAUGCUAUAUCCGAAGUUAACUUGCAGCAAGUGGAGACUCUUCCGGGAGCUGCUUUAGACAAUGAAGACGGAAUUACUAUUAAAAUAGAGCAUGAUGAUUAUAAUGGAUUCCAACCCCAGAAAAAUGUUUCUUUGAAAGAUAAGGAUUUAAAAAAGAGCAAGGAUGCCUCAUCAGCUAUGGGAAAUAAAAAAGCUGAAGUAACACCAGGAAAAGGUAACAAUGCCACAGCUGACAAUGCUCUAUAUACCCCUCCGAAUCAGAUAAUGAAAAGCACACCAAGUUCUGCGAGAAAAAGCUCACGCAGUGUGAAGAUAACUCCUAAGUUUCUUGACAUCAGCAGCAUAUUGAUGAAAUCUAUUAAACCGGAAAAUGUUGAUGAGACAGAGUUAGAGCCUGUUUCUUUGAUUGAUGUUAAAUUUGAGGAAGAUGCAGGAAAUAACGAGGGCCAUGCCAUCUAUCCCCAACCAUCCCUGAUGUGUGCCACUUGUGGGGAUGCUACUUCAGAGACACCAUACGACCUCAAAUCUCAUUGGUUGUCUCAUGAAGGAAAUGUAGAAGGAAAAGAAAUGAGGCCAUUCAUGUGUGAUGUUUGCUUUGAGAGUUUCAGCAACCUGCUAGGGUUGAGGUUGCAUUAUCGUAGGCACACAGGUGAAAAGCAGUUCAAAUGUUCAGAGUGUGGGAAACGAUUUCUCCACCCUCAUGCCUUGAGCAAGCACAAAAUCAAACGAGGCCAUAACAAGGUUGACAAGUACCACUGCGACAUGUGCGGGAGGGUGUUGACUGACAGGAGCAGCUUGGAGAAGCACCUGCGGCAUCAUGUGGCAGACAGAGAAAGCUGCUCAUUGUGCCACAAGUCCUUUGCCAGUGUCCGCAACCUGAGGGCUCAUCUGAAGCUACAUUCUAACGAUAGACCUUACAAAUGUCCACACUGUCCCAAAGCGUUUGUAAGUGACCACAACCUUAAGAGUCAUCAAUCAAUACACACAGGAGAAAGGAAUCACUGUUGUCCAUUUUGUGGCAAACGUUAUAGACUUAGAACAGGGCUAGAAUACCACAUCAAGUCACAUACUCCAGACGCUCAGUUCAAGUGUGAGAAGUGUCCAAAGACAUUUAUAGACAGCCGUCAGCUAGAGAAACAUAUGGAUAGGCACAGAGGAAUCAAAUUUUUCUUCUGCGAUGUUUGUGGAAAAGGAUUUCUUAGAGAGCAAGGAUUUAUUAACCACAAGAAAAUUCAUGAGAAAACGAGGAAUUAUGAAUGUGAGGUCUGCAGCAAGCAGUUCUUGACCAAGGCUGUUCUGAUGGCUCAUCAGACUAUCCAUACUGGUGAGAGGCCCCAUGUCUGUCAUGUGUGUGGGAAAGCCUUCAGGCUCCCGCAAGGGUUGCUCAAUCACAAAAAGCGGCACAACCCUGGCAAGAUGUACAAGUGUGAGCUGUGCCCCAAGAUGUAUUUAGAGAAGAGAGGGCUAGAUUCCCACAUGCUGUCUCACGAGGGCAUUAAACCAUUCAACUGCUCUCAGUGUGGAAAGUUUUUCCUUAGGGAGCAAAGCUUGAAUAAGCAUAUGACCCUGCAUGACCGACCUGAAGCACACAGGUGUGAGGUGUGUCACAAGUCAUUUGUUGACAAAUGGGGUCUUAUAAAGCACAGCUCUGUGCACACUGGUGAAAAACCACAUGUGUGCGGUGUAUGUGGCAAAGGUUUUCGGUUAAAGAAAGGAUUGGAUGAUCACAGUAAGCUCCAUGAUAAAAGUCUUCAGUACAAGUGCGCUAUUUGUCCAAAGACUUUUGUGGAGAAAAGAGGCUUAGAUUAUCACAUGCGCGCUCACAGAGGUGAAAAGAGUUAUGUUUGUGAGCUGUGUGGUGGUCGGUUUGUCAACCCUAACUCAUUAAAAGUUCAUUAUCGCCGCCAUACUGGCGAGAAGCCAUACAAAUGCUCUUUCUGUCCUAAAGCUUUUAGUCAGCAAGGGACCCUCAUUGCCCAUGAGCGGUACCAUAAGGGAGAUAAGCCGUACGGCUGUGGCACUUGCGGUGAAGGAUUCACCACCAAGAGUCACCUCACCAUACAUGUCCGCAAGCAUACCAAUGACCGUCCGUAUAAGUGUGAGUACUGCGAGUAUGCUGCCACUACCCGCAGUAUGCUAAAUGUCCACCUGCUUCGUCAUUCAAGCAAUAAACCAUACAAAUGCCCUGUAUGUCCGUCAGCUUUCAAGAGACAGCACCACCUUGAGGGCCAUCUUCGUAAGCAUACAGAUGGUGAUAAGUUGUUCAGGUGCUCUUUCUGUGAGACAACAUGCAUAACGGAGGAGCGCUUGAAGAAACACAUGAGGACUCAUGAGAUAGUUGUUGUGUCAACUGCAACUGAAGACGACAUGUUCCAUGUUAGCAACACAAAUAGAAGUGAGGGCCCAGUUGAGGUUGCUUACGAUAUAAUUCUGCUCUGAGUAACUAGUUAAAAAAGUUGUGUUUUAAAAAAGUUUCUUCUGAUUUUACAUUGACAGGAAAUUAAUCUACUUAGAUUAUUAUACUUAUGAAAAUAUGGGCAGGAUGCAAUCAAAGCUAAUAUUUGCUAGCUUGGCUCUAACCCACAGAUAAAGCCUGAUUUCUUCCUUAUCAUUUACACUACCGAUUAGUGCAGUUUGGGAAAUACUUGUAUAUGAUUCUGUAGGCUAUUAAGUUUUAUUCAGACAGCAGUCUUGUAAGAAAGAAAAUUUGUUUGGGUACUAUUAUUAGUAUAGAAUGGACUAACUGCAACCAUCUGUUUAGCAGAUAUUUAUACCUAUCUAAGUUGUUUCUUGAAUUUCUGAUUGCAUUUUUUAAAAUAUUUUGUUGCUGUAAUUUAAAUUUCUUAUGUUUAAUAUGAACUCUGAAUUGUAAACAUUAGAAUUACAAUUGUUAUUUUACAUUAUACUAUGAUUUUUCUGUAGUUAUGCCUGUUAAAUAAUAUUUCCUGCCUUAUUCUCUACACGAUUUGUAAAUAGACAAGUAAUUAUAUAGGCUUUUAUUUUAGAAAUGUAACAACAGUACAGUUUAAUAUUUUGCCAUGAUUUAAAUCUGUAAAUAGAUUUAGGUGUUGCCAUCAAACGAUGUAGGCUAUUUCUUCAUAUGUUGAGUUAAUUAAUACCUUAUUGUAAAUUCAGACAAUGCACUAACAAAAUUGUCAGCAGUUAGUUUGCUUUGCCAGACACCAUGUAAAUAUUAUUUUUUUCUUUUACCUUGUAGCCUGUGGUCAUUGGUAUACAGUUAUUUUAAUUUCUUUAUGCUUAUCAGUUUCAUGCACCUUUAUUUAAAUAUAUGAUGCAAGUAUUAUUGAAAAACUUUUUUUUGUUUCCCUGUUAUGUACUUGUGUUCAGCUCUUGAUGAAAUAUUCUGUUCAUAGUUGUAAGAACAUAUUUUUCCAAACACUUCUUGCACGAGUACGGUAAUACUUUUAUUUUAUCGCUUUUUUUUCAAUUUCAUUAACACAUUUUUUAAAGUAAAAAAUCUUAAUACAUACCAUUUGAAAAAAGUUACUAAAGAAAAAUGUUAUCCAUGUAACACACUUGGGUGAAUGUAUGUAUAUAUCAAUUCAUUUAUUCGUUCAAUAAAGAUUUGCUACAACCCAUUUCCUUGCGUCAUUAAUACUAUAAUAGAUUGUCAGAUUCAAUCAAUAGCAAACAAUACACAUUUUUGUCAUUGUUCUGUAUGAGCUGGU